Molecule: messenger RNA, 3897 nt
Organism: Lineus longissimus
Lineage: Eukaryota; Metazoa; Nemertea; Pilidiophora; Heteronemertea; Lineidae
Product: chromatin assembly factor 1 subunit A-B-like
Exons: 13
Coding region: 106-3441 (1111 amino acids)
Biological process (GO): nucleosome assembly
Cellular component (GO): CAF-1 complex; nucleus
Source: RefSeq, a predicted model, not a curated record
AUUUGAGAUUUGGUCCAGCUGAUUUCAAAACAACCCACUAAAUAUCAUUUUCUGUCGUGAUAUUAAAAAUCAAUGCUGUGAAAAAUCUUAUCAAACAUUCAUUUAAUGAGUAUGGAAGUCUGUGAGCCCAUCAAGAUGUCGCCAAAGAAAGACACCCUAACAAGUCCAAAUGCACUAACAAAAGGUUUAAAACAAGUGCGACUGCCAUUCAAGCAACUGGACCAAAAGAUUGUCUCCCCUGUCCUCUCAGGGAAAAAGCGCAAGUUGUCCAGCGGAGAAAGUUCUGCCUCAAAGAUAACCAAGACCAUUUCUAGCAUUACUCCUAAAUCUUCUGGUAAACCCAAGCUUCCUGUCCAUAGACCUGAAAAUGUUGCUCUGAAAAGUGAUGAAAAUGAGGUCAGCUCAAGUUCAGAAGCGGAGAAUAUCCCUCUGCAAGAUGGCCGCAAGUCCAAGCCAAGGUUCAUUGAGAAGUUUCUUGAGGCUGCCCAGCAACGCGAGGUGUCAACUUCAGGUGAAGUUGUUGAUCUGACGUCAGAAAUGGAGGAGAAAGACUGUGAUAUUUCUGGUGUGACGGCUCACGAUAUUGAAGAUGAGAGCAAGGAAGAGUCUGUAGAAGUUGAUACUAAAAGUCAAGAUGGCUCUGCAACCAAUAUGGAUGUUGUUGUUGUAGAUUCCGAAGAGCCCAAAGAAAAACAAGAUAUCCCAGUACCUACUCCAGACAAAAGACUUGAGGCAACUCCUGUGAGCAAACAAAAGAAAGCUGUGCCAAAGAUAGAAGAUCUUUUCUCUGCGGCUUCCAAGACACCAAACUUGACAAAACGCUCUGGUGAUGAGAUGGUGACCCCUGCCAAAGUUCUCAAGACCUCUGAAAUGCUGUCUCCACAGAGUACUGGCUCCCCGUCGGAGAUGAUGUCCCCAGGAGCGUCCUCUGCAGUCAAAGUCACCCCAACAUCAACUGUAGAGAAAAAAGCAGUGUCCUUAAAAAAGAAACAAGAGAAAGAGAUGGAACGACAAAAGAAGAAGGAAGAGAAAGAAAAAGAGAAACUGGAGAAACAGAAACAACGCGAUGAAGCCAAGGCUGAGAGAGAUCGCAAGAAGCAGGAGGAGAAGGACAAGAAAGAACAGGAACGUCUGCAGAAAGAGAAAGAAAAGCAGGAGAAGAAAGAACAAGUAGAGAAGGAGAGACUGGAGAGGUUGAAACAGAAGGAGGAGGAGAAAAAGAAGAAAUUGGAGGCUCUGGAGGAAGAGAAACGCAAGAGGGAAGACGAAAAAAAGAAGAAGGAAGACGAAAAACGAAUGAAAGAAGAAGAGAAGAAAAAGGAUGAAGAAGAAAAGAAUUUGAAAGCGAAAGCUGUCUUUACCAGUUUCUUCAUCAAGUCCGAGACGUCACCAACUUCAAAGCCCGCCACCAGAGAAGAAACUGGCUUGUUCAGGGGAUUUUAUGUCAACAAAGAUAUGACCCUGGCUCCAUCGAAACGAGCGCAUGCACAUUUGGAAGGAUUUGAUUCCAAAUUUGAAUCUCAAGAAUGUGGUACCCUGUACCUUGAUGAGUUGAAAACUGGAUCCCGGCAACCAGUCAGGACUGGUAAAUUGACGUCUUGUCUUGUCAAUGGUAAUGACGACGUUGUAGUUGUCAAGAAAGACGAAGCAGACAUCGUCCCAAAGGAUGAUGGGAACCCGGAGAGUGAGGAAGGCUGCCCGAAAGUCAUGAAGACUAAGUACCUAAAAUUCAAAGAGAACAAUCGGCCGGCAUACCGUGGAACGUGGAGGAAGAGGAGUGAUAUUUUGUCGCCGAGGAAUCCAUUUAAAAUGGAUAAGGAUCUGUUCGACUAUGAAUAUGAUAGUGAUGAUGACUGGGAGGAAGAGGAACCUGGAGAAAGUCUCUCUAAUUCUGAGGGAGAAGGCGAUGACGAAGAUGAUAAGCCUAGCAAUGAUGCUGACGAUGAUGAGGAUGGCUUCUUUGUCCCUCACGGCUAUCUCUCUGACGAUGAAGUAUGUGAUGAGGAGGAAGAGUUGAACAAUCCAGAGAAAUUGAAAGCCCUACAAAUCGCUAAAGCGAAGGCAUUUGAAAUGGAGAUGAAACGCAAAUGUGAAUACAUGAGAGCUGUUGUGAUUGGCUGUUGCUGGAUGAAUGCUACCCACCAGAUUCCUGAAGUGUACAAUCGAUUGCAAGCAUACAAGGCUGUGCCAUUGUCCACAACCCCGAUCGUAACCGCCUGCACCAAAAAGAAAUCCGCUGUAAAGGAAGAUGAAAAACCUAAAUCCAAGGGAUUCAAGAAGAAGUCUGUUCCAGAAGAAGCCAUUCCUGACCUGAUCAAGUACAUUCAUUGUAACGUCAUUGGUAUCCAGAAGCUUGUCCGUGGAUUCAGGACACUGUGGCAUGAAAAGAUGCACCCGGUGGCAGCUGCCCCGGAAGUGCCCACACCAGAACCUGGAGAUGCUCCCAUGGAUACGGAUGCCCCCAAGGAGAGCACACAGCCACCCACUGGUGAUGGUACUGCUAAGACAGAAGCUGAGAGCCCAGCUUCAGAGAAAAUUCCAGAAUCGGAGCACGCAAUGUCGAUACGCCAGUUGGAAUUGAAAAUCACAUCCAUCGCAACAUAUCAAAAAGGACCGCAGCACUAUCGUAAGUGCUGGUACGUAAAACCAGAGACUUUGAAGAAGUAUAACUUGGAGGAGCUCCAAGAAAAAGUCACAGAAAGACAAGUGAAUAAAAGUGUUGAUAAAAAGGACCUUAAUAAAAGUGUGGAUGGGUCGCAGACGCCUUGUGCAACACCAGAAGUUGCUACCCCAAAAAGUUCAAGGACAACUCCGUCUGUAACCAUCACUCGGUUUACCGUGAAGGCUGACCCCGAGGCCAAGUGGCAGCUGGAGAAACCUCCACCAAAACCUGCCCCGGCAACUCCGAAACCCUCCCAAACUGUUACUGCGUCCCCAGCACCUGUUGGUUCUUCACCAGCAGUAGCGAGCAAGGCGUCUGCUCGACGGAUCCAGCUAACAACAUUAACUAACUUUAUGAAACCAAAGCCUGGAAAAGGUGCGGACACGAAGGCAAACAGUGUUCUGUCAGCUGUUGUGGCAGACCAAAAGGUUUCCAGUGGUGUAUCUGCAGCAGCUAGUAGUUUGGAGCAAAAUGUUAAUCCAUCAAAAUGCCUCGUUAUUGAUUUGACAGAUGAGUUUUCAAAUCACGCUAUUACGCCUUCAUCUGGUGGUAGCUAUGUGUCAUUAGUUCCUGCUGCUAGCGCGCCAGCUAACCAUUUGUCAAGUGAUGCAAUGGUACUACUGAGUGGUAAGGGUGCAGUGUCGGUUGAAACAGGUGGUGUUGCAUCUAGUGUACAUGUAGUUGCGAAUGGUGCAACUUCUUCAGUUGACAUAGUGACAGACGAAAAAACAAACAAUGUUGAAAUGACUGAUGCUGGUGACGUUAUUCUUUUAGGAUGAACUAUUUUGGACAAUUAAUAAUAUUUGAGCGAGUCGGGAAUCUUGAAUGUUUGGGAAUACUGAAGUUCUGUACUGCUACAGGCUAUCAAUAUUCUGCGACUUAAAUGAUAUGAAUGGCUGAUUAGUAGAAUUUGAUGGCAACAAUAUUCAACUGGAAUUGUAAUAAAAACUGUGACAUCAAAGUGUAGAAGGUUAAAAGUAGGUGUCUUUGUAAUUUAUUUGUUCUUGAGUGGCUGAAAGAAGUCACACAAGUUAGACAUACAUAAAUAUGACAAUAUGGAGGUUGUAAUGGUAAUUCUUGCCUCACAAAUUAUUUAUUGUAUCAAGAAAUUUCUGUUGUACGGGGUGUGAAGACCGUUUUGGGUAUUAUAAUGGGAACCUGCACUACACAAAAAGAUAUCACAGUCGUGGAUUGUAUUUAGCAUGUUUUGAUGUGAUGUGGAAAUAUAUGAGGUA